AUGCAGGUAGAGAGAGUACAAGCUUUGUCCCAUGGAGGCCUUCACGAGCUACCUGCACAAUUCAUCCGGCCAGCCCACGAGAGGCCGGAGAACAGCAAAGCAAUCGAAGGAAUGACAGUGCCCGUGAUCUCAUUAUUGCUGCCACACGAUGAGCUUGUGCAUGAACUAUCAAAGGCGUGCAGCGAGUGGGGAGUUUUCCUCAUGACUGAUUAUGGAAUCUCUGCAUCUUUGAUUCCGAGGCUGCAAACAGCUGGGCAGGAGUUCUUUAACCUGCCUCCGGAGGAGAAAGAAAGCUAUGCAAAUGAUCCUUCCACAGGGAAUUUUGAAGGGUACGGGACAAAGAUUACCAAAAAUCUUGAGGAAAAGGUUGAAUGGAUAGACUACUUUUUUCAUCUCAUGUCACCUCCUUCUAAGGUUAACUAUGAAAUAUGGCCCAAGAACCCUCCUUCCUACAGGGAAGUGACAGAGGAAUUCAAUGUGGAAAUACUGAGGGUAACUGAUAAGUUAUUGGAGCUAUUCUCACAGGGAUUAGGGCUGGAAGGGAAGAUUUUAAAGUCGAGUUUGGGCAGUGAAGAAAUUGAACUUGAGAUGAAAAUAAACAUGUAUCCACCAUGCCCGCAACCUGAGUUGGCCCUUGGUGUUGAACCCCACACAGAUAUAUCUGCCCUCACAAUACUGGCUCCAAAUGAUGUUUCAGGCCUUCAAGUUUGGAAAGAUGGCCAUUGGGUAGCCGUGAAUUACUUGCCAAAUGCACUUUUUGUCCACGUUGGUGAUCAACUUGAGGUACUAAGCAACGGGAAGUACAGAAGUGUUCUCCACAGGAGCUUGGUGAACAAGGAAAGAACCCGCAUGUCAUGGGCCAUCUUCUGUGUGCCUCCAGCUGAAGCAAUCAUAGGUCCUCUUCCAGAUCUCUUGGACGACAAAAACCCAGCCAAAUAUUCAACCACAACAUAUGCUGAAUUCCGGUACCGUAAAUUCAAUAAGAUCCCCCAGUAG
Messenger RNA from Ilex paraguariensis (yerba mate), 996 nucleotides. Lineage: Eukaryota; Viridiplantae; Streptophyta; Magnoliopsida; Aquifoliales; Aquifoliaceae. The record is from the annotation of a GenBank genome assembly.